GGAAAAAGCUACCUUUGAAAGUGAUAACAAUAAUUCAAAAUAACUUGUUUGUCUAUUACAAAAGAUACUGGUUUUAUAAAAGCAGAACUGACCACAAUCUCAUGGCACAUAACCUUUUGUCUAUAUACAUUUAAGUAUCUCUCCUUUUUAAUUUCUUCAAACCUAAAAUGAAGCUUCAUCAACAUACUAUACAUGCUUACUCUUAUUCUAUGUAUAUUCAAGUAAUCGUUCUAUUUUUUAUAAUCUUUCUGUGGUUACAACUGGUCACUCCUGCCAUUGCAUUGGGAAGUGAAGAAAACGAUCAUUUAGCUCUUCUUGAAAUCAAGAAAGGGAUUGGAAGUGAUCCUUUUGGCGUGUUAAGCUCAUGGAAUGAUUCUACCAACUUCUGCAACUGGGUAGGAGUUACUUGCAGCCGUCGACAUAAAAGAGUUACUGCAUUGGAGCUUUAUAGCUAUAAGUUGAAGGGGUCCAUAUCACCACACAUUGGCAAUCUCAGCUUUAUGAAGCUCAUAGAUCUCAGCAACAAUAGCUUCUCUGGUGAAAUCCCAAUACAAGUUGGAAGGUUGUUCAGGCUCCAAUAUUUCUACCUUACAAAUAACACAUUUACAGGAGAAAUUCCAGCUCAAUUGUCCAACUGUUCUCAGUUAAGGGAAAUAGACUUUUCAAGGAACAAACUUGUUGGUAGAAUACCUUAUGAACUUGGCUUCUUUGCCAAGCUUGAAUUGCUUCAGCUUGGAGCAAACAAUUUGACUGGAACCAUCCCAACUUCAGUUGGAAAUCUUUCUUCUCUUGUGCAUCUCUCUGUCCCAUACAACAACUUACAUGGAAGAAUUCCUCAAGGUAUUGGCAAUUUGAAGAGUUUAUCAAUUUUUGCAGUUGGGGCUAACAAAUUCUCUGGUGAGUUACCUUCUUCCUUUUACAAUUUGUCAGCACUCACUAUAAUCUCCACAGCAAGUAACAACUUCAAUGGAACCCUUCCAGCCAAUAUAGGUCUUACACUUCCUAAUCUUAAAUGGUUGGCCAUUUCUAACAAUGAAUUCUCUGGUCCAAUCCCAAUUUCAUUAUCCAAUGCUUCAAAACUUGAAGCUGUUGUUCUCUCCACCAACAAUUUUGUUGGAGUAGUUCCAAGUGAUUUGGGAAAACUUAUAGAUGUCUGGUGGCUUGGUUUUGGUACUAACAAUUUAGGAAGCAAUUCAUCCCAUGACUUGAAUUUCUUAACAUCUUUGAAAAACCUUACCCAAAUUCAAAUUCUAGAUUUCAGUGACAACCAAUUUGGAGGUGUUUUGCCAUCCACCAUAGCCAACUUGUCAACUAGCACACUCACUAAUCUGUACCUUGGUGGUAAUCAAAUCUCAGGACCUAUCCCUCCCAUAUUAGAGAAGUACACCAACUUACAAGUUUUGGAUAUGGCGCGUAACCUCUUUGUAGGCACCAUUCCUUCUAGUUUUGGUAUGUUCAGAAACAUGCAAGGAAUGGACCUUAGAAGAAACAAAUUAUUUGGCCAAAUUCCCUCUUCCUUUGGAAACCUCACUCAAUUGAUUGAACUCUAUUUGUCAGAAAACAAGUUACAUGGAAGAAUUCCACCAAGUAUUGGAAACUGCAAAAAAUUGCAAUACUUGGACAUCUCUCAGAAUAACCUCACUGGAGCCAUACCUAAGGAAGUUACUGAUCUUUCUUCACUCUCAUUGUUAUUGAAUCUCUCUCAUAAUUCCUUAACUGGAAGUCUUCCAUUAGAAGUUGGUAAUUUGAAAAACAUUAAUCAACUAGAUUUCUCUGAAAACAGUCUUUCAGGAGAGAUUCCCACAACCAUUGGAGAGUGCCUGAGCCUUGAGUACCUUAACCUGCAAGGUAAUUCUUUUCAAGGAGUUAUACCUUCAUCUUUGGAUUCAUUGAAAGGCCUAAGAUAUUUAGAUCUCUCCCUUAAUCAUUUAUCAGGAAAUAUUCCAAAAAGUCUACAAACUCUUCCCUUUUUAGUUUAUUUCAAUCUUUCAUUCAACAACUUGGAGGGUGAGGUGCCAACAGAAGGAGUUUUUAAGAAUGCAAGUGCGAUAUCAAUUCUUAGAAAUGGUAAGCUUUGUGGGGGUAUCACACAAUUAGAAUUGCCAGCAUGUAGCAAGGUUAGUGGAAGAAAAAUGGGAUUAUCUCAUGCAAUGAAAUUAGUAAUCAUAAUUAGCUGUGCUAGUUUAGGCUUACUUAUGUUGUUCUUUCUCGCAUUGCAUUUUUGGAGAAAUUCAAAAAGCAAACCAUCUUCAAUUCUCUCAACAAAAGAAUGGGACCCCAAUCACCUCUCCAAAGUUUCAUAUAAAAUGCUCCACAAAGGAACUUCAGGAUUCUCUCCAAGCAAUUUGAUUGGUUCUGGUAGUUUUGGCUCAGUUUUUAAAUGAACUUUGGAUGAAGAUGAAAGGUUAGUUGCUAUAAAGGUUUUCAACCUUCAACGGAAUGGAGCUUCGAAAAGUUUCAUGUCUGAAUGUAUGGCACUGAAAAAUAUUAGGCAUCGAAAUUUGGUGAAGAUCAUAACAUCAUGCUCCAGCCUGGACUACCACGGUAAUGAAUUUAAAGCUCUAGUCUUUGAGUUCAUGGUGAAUUCAAGCUUGGAGGAGUGGCUGCAUCUGAAGAUAAAUGGUGAAUAUUGUUCAAGAAACUUGAACUUUCUCCAAAGACUAAAUGUUGCUAUUGAUGUUGCUUCUGCAUUACAGUAUCUUCACUUCGAAUGCGAACCUCCAAUCAUCCACUGUGAUUUAAAGCCAAGCAAUAUUCUUCUUGAUGAUGAUAUGGUUGCUCAUGUUGGAGACUUUGGCAUAGCGAGAAUUCUCUCAACCACAAAUGGUAUUCCUCAAAAUCAAGCUAGUAGCACAAUUGGCUUAAAGGGAUCUAUUGGCUAUGCUGCACCAGAGUAUGGAAUGGGAGGAAAGGCAUCAAUCCAAGGGGAUGUGUAUAGCUAUGGAAUUCUUUUGCUGGAAAUGUUCACAGGAAAGAGGCCCACAGAUGAAACCUUUAGAGAGGGCUUGAAUAUUCACCAAUAUGCAAAGAUGGCCGUACCAGAAAGACUAAUGCAGCUUGUGGAUCCAAGCCUUCUUCAAAGCGAAGUAGAGGUAACAACAUCAGCAAUAGUAGAAGAAAAUAUGGAAAAAAAGAAAGAGAAAUUAGAAUUUGACAUCGAAGAAGGUCUUGACAAAAUGAACGAGAAUGUGAAAAAGUGCUUACAUUCUGUUCUAAAAAUAGGACUUGCCUGCUCUGUGGAAUCACCAAAAGAAAGAAUGAACAUGGGAGAAGUGAUUAAGGAACUACGUUGGGUUAAGAAUACAUUUCCUUAGUAUAGAGAAAUGUCAAGAUAACAUGGUUUUAAGGCACAAAUACUUCAAGAGCUCGUUUGGUAGGUCGUAUAAAAGUCGUAUUGUAUUAAAUAACAAGUAACACUACGUUUGAAUAAAAUAUUGUAUUGUAUCAAUUAUUACGACCAUAAUUUUUAAGAAAAUCACUUUC
Messenger RNA from Cannabis sativa, 3483 nucleotides. RefSeq names its product LRR receptor-like serine/threonine-protein kinase EFR. Gene Ontology annotation, molecular function: ATP binding; protein binding; protein kinase activity. Lineage: Eukaryota; Viridiplantae; Streptophyta; Magnoliopsida; Rosales; Cannabaceae. The transcript is spliced from 2 exons. The record is from RefSeq and is a predicted model, not a curated record. Gene Ontology annotation, cellular component: plasma membrane. Gene Ontology annotation, biological process: protein phosphorylation.